Oikopleura dioica is the source of this 687-nucleotide messenger RNA. The record is from the annotation of a GenBank genome assembly. NCBI's taxonomy places the organism in Eukaryota, Metazoa, Chordata, Appendicularia, Copelata, Oikopleuridae.
AUGCUAAUGAAGAUACAAACGAGUGUUUCGACUUUCCGCCAAGUCCAAUACCACUUUCUCCAGACCCUAACCGCGCUAGAACAGCAGCUAGAAGAUGAGCCGCAAAAUGUGAACAGCAUCAAACAACUUGGUCUAUCGCUACAGACUCUGGGAGAUAAGAAAAUCGAGCUUUUGGCGAAUAUUCAAGAGAUUCUUGAUGAUGCUACAGAAGAGCUCAAAUUGGAGCCAUCUCCACGAAAACCAAAGUCCCCAGAAAAUCCAAAAAUCGAAGCCCUAACAUCUCCUGUUUCUGCUAGCUCUCCAAAGCACAGCUACAAGCAUAUUUCUAGCGGAACCAAAGGCCGACGAAAAAAGGAGCACAAAGAAAAAAAAGAGAUAUCCCCAAAAGCGCACAAAACCAAGUCCGAAAAACCGCCAAAAGCGGGAGGGAAGGGAGACUUUUGGCCAGAGAAAGUCAAGAUUCCAAAGCCAGUCGACCCGAAUGAAGAAACUUACUGCUUCUGCCAACAGGUUUCUUAUGGGAACAUGAUCGGAUGCGACAGCUCAAAAUGCCAGUACGGAUGGUUUCAUUUCAGUUGUGUGAGAAUCAAUUCCAAGCCCAAGGGAAAAUGGUUCUGUCCAGCUUGCAAGCCCGCAAAAACACCUGGCCGAGGGAGAAAACGAAAAGAUUCUGAAAUCAGCGCCUGA